Messenger RNA from Salvia splendens (bonfire salvia), 444 nucleotides. RefSeq lists its product as uncharacterized. Bases 1 to 444 code for a protein of 147 amino acids. NCBI's taxonomy places the organism in Eukaryota, Viridiplantae, Streptophyta, Magnoliopsida, Lamiales, Lamiaceae. The record is from RefSeq and is a predicted model, not a curated record. The transcript has a single exon.
AUGAAGGAAAAAAGUUCGAGGUUGAAGCAGCUGAUAUCAAUGGUGAGUUGCAUGACCAGAGCCAAAUGCAUAGCCGUCAGAAGCAAAACCGACGCCAUGAGAGCGCUCCUCAUGCUCACAUCGCUCACGCUUCUCUCCAAGAAGAAGAGCUUCUCCAUCGCCACCAUCACCACCAAGAUCAACCACAUUUUCCACCACCACCACCACCACGAAUCUGGUGACGAAAUCGACGACAAUGAUCCGAGCAAGGCGAUCGUCCUCAACAGCAGCAACUCCGCGGCCAGCUGCUGCAAAGACAUCAGCGGCGGAUGUGAAACUAUACGAGAAUUCUACGGCGGCGGCGACGACGAUGAUGAUAAAUAUCCAGAUCUGAGGCACUCGCUGUUCGAGGAGGAGGAGAAGGAGCUGGCGGAGCUGCUGGAUGAUCUGAAUUCGCAGAUUUGA